AUGACACUUUUUUUGUUUUAUAGAUUUUUCUUGAAGUUUUUCCUGAAAUGCAAUCAAAAUUGUUUGAAAAACGCUGGCAAUCCCAGGGACAUGCGAAGGUUUCAAGUGGUCAUUUCGACACAAGUUACGGUUGAAGGUCCCCUGUUGGCCGUAUCGGAUAACAUGUUUGUACACAACAAUUCAAAACACGGACGCCGAGCAAAACGUUUAGACCCAAAUGACGGCAUGUUUUCUCCUCUGCCCGUGGCGACACCGUGUAUAAAACACAUUACACCGAGCGAAGGAUGGACCCACGGCGGAGCUUCGGUCACUAUAUUGGGCGAUAAUUUUUUCGACGGGUUGCAAGUGGUUUUCGGCAGCAAUCUAGUUUGGAGCGAACUAUUGACUCCACACGCCAUACAAGUGCAAACACCGCCCAGGCCCAUACCUGGCAUCGUGGAGGUAACGUUGUCGUAUAAAUCCAAACAGUUUUGCAAAGGAUCUCCCGGCAGAUUCGCAUACAUAUCACUCAGCGAACCGACAAUCGAUUACGGUUUCCAAAGACUACAAAAAUUCGUACCCAGAUAUCCAGGAGAUCCCGAAAAACUACCAAAGGAAGUGAUCCUGAAGCGGGCAGCGGAUUUGGCGGAAGCACUGUAUACGAUGCCCCGAAACAAUCAGCUGUCACUGUCGCUGCCAAGGUCACCUUGCUCGCGGGACAGGGACGGCAACAACAUGUCGACGACGGCGGGGGCGGUGGGCACCGGGUUCAACCCGUACACCGGACAGUUAGCGGUGACGGUCCACGACCACGGUGCAAGUGGUCAAUGGAACGACGGUGAGUGCUACGAUUACGGACGCGGUCAGAGCAGCAGCGUGUCGCCCCGAGGCGGUGGUUACGGGUCCAGCGCAUCGACACCGCACUCGACCAACGGCACGAACGGAAGCACGUACAUAAAUCCGCCUCCGACCAGUGGAGGAGGCGGUGGCGGAGGUGGUGGAGGUGGAGGAAGUGGAGGUGGUGGUGGAGGAGGCGGAAACCCGUCCAAUUCCGGUCCCAACAACGGUAACGGGGGUAAUUCCGGUUACAACGGUUCCACCAUGCCCAACACCACGUCGGCUGCAUCGUCUGUUCAGCUGACCAACAUGAACUCGCCCACGGCCACCUCGCACCCGUCGCUAUUCAACUCUUCCUCGAGAAUGGGCACUUUGGUUACAUCUCCGUUCGCAAUGAAUCCGUUCGCUCUACCUAACUGCAACGGACAGCCGUACGCCACAAGCCCGUUAAUCAGCUCGUCUGCGAAAUAA
Molecule: messenger RNA, 1287 nt
Organism: Macrosiphum euphorbiae (potato aphid)
Lineage: Eukaryota; Metazoa; Arthropoda; Insecta; Hemiptera; Aphididae
Source: the annotation of a GenBank genome assembly